AUGAAGACUUUGACCUGCAGGCUCUACUCAACCCCACACUAUCAGGAGGAGAUCAAGAGCCCGAGGUCCAGAUACCCUCGACCUGAAAGCUCGCCGGCCUUCAAAGCAGAGGAACAUAAUCUUGUCAUGCAGCUCCGACAGCAGCAGGAGCGAGGGGCCAAGCUGGACAAUCACGAGGGUCCACACCUGCACCAUGCCACGCCCAUCAUCAAUGGCUUGGGACCCGUAACAAACUUUGGGGGCUCGUCCGGGAUCUCUCCUCACUCAGUCAACGAGGACAGAUCCAGUGAUAUUAGAACUACGACACAACGACCAGACCGCUACCCCAGCCAAACUUCCCGGUGGGUGUCCAGGAGGGAGAUCAAAGUGGAAAGGAUCUUCGCCUUCACGUGGAACCGCACAGCAGUGAGGAAAGUGUAG
Knipowitschia caucasica is the source of this 420-nucleotide messenger RNA. The record is from the annotation of a GenBank genome assembly. Lineage: Eukaryota; Metazoa; Chordata; Actinopteri; Gobiiformes; Gobiidae.